AUGUCGUCGAAGCUCAUUGUAAUCUGUGGUGUGACUGGCAACCAGGGUCGGUCAGUGGCACAAGAGUUUCUCAAAGAGGCUGGCUGGAAAGUCCGAGGAAUCACCCGCGAUGCGACGAAGCCAGACAGCGUGGCCUUGGCAUCGCAGGGCGUGGAAAUCGUAGAGGGGAACUUGGACAACUUCGAGACUCUGAAAGCAGCCUUCCAAGGAGCCAACGCCAUCUUCGGCAACACGAUAUUCCCCUUCGCGCUGGGCGCCUCGUCACCACAGCUCCGACCCAACCAAUCCCUACCGGAGUGGUGUUACGAGCUCGAGGUCCAGCAAGGCAAGAAUCUCGUCGAUGCCGCCGCCGAGGUGGACUCGCUUGAGAUCUUCGUCUGGUCCACGCUCUCGGCGGCCAAAAAAUGGUCGGCCGGGAAGUACAAGAACAUCUACCACUUCGACUCCAAGGCGGCUGUGGUGGAGCACAUCGAAUCCGCCCACCCCGACCUCUUCAAGAAGACGUCCUUUCUGGAACUGGGACUCUUCAUGACGAACUGGAAGAUGGGCGAGCGCGAAGACGGCACCAUGGUGCUCCGCAUGCCCGGUAGUGGUGGUACGCAGCCGAUCCCGCACGUUCUGGUCGAGGAGACAGGGCUCUACGUCAAGGCUCUCGUGCAAGCGCCCCCGGGCACACAUUUGCUGGCCUGCUCGGAGCUCAUGACCUGGCCUGACUAUGUCAAGCUGUGGAGCAGGAUCCAGGGGAUUCCUGCCGUCUUUGAAAGAUUUACUCUCGACGACAUGGACAAGCUCGCCCCGGGCGGCUUCGGCAUCGAAAUUGGAGAGAUGCACGCCUACAACAUGGAGUUUGGAUACUGGGGAGGAGACCCGUCCAUCGUCCUCCCAGCCGACCUUGGACUCAAGGGUCAAACUACUUCCGUCGAGGACUACAUCAAGCGAGAGGACUGGUCCGAGUUGUUGGCCAGGACUUGA
Molecule: messenger RNA, 972 nt
Organism: Colletotrichum spaethianum
Lineage: Eukaryota; Fungi; Ascomycota; Sordariomycetes; Glomerellales; Glomerellaceae
Product: NmrA-like family domain-containing protein 1
Exons: 4
Coding region: 1-972 (323 amino acids)
Source: RefSeq, a predicted model, not a curated record